CUUUUUAAAAAAAAAAAGAAGCCCGCAGACAGUAUAGCUCUUUCUCGUGGAGACAUCAAUUGGAAGAAGGCGAUCAUUUCAUCUUCAAUCCAAUCCAAAACGAUUUCUUCCUUUCAAAUCCAAUGCUAACAUGACUUAAAACCCCAAAACCCCAACUGAAAAUCUAAGCUUUCUUUACCACUGACAUUUUUUUCUCAGUCAUUUUAUCGAGCACUUACACUCUAAUAGAAUAUAAGUCUCAAGAACAAUGCUUCGAAGGUCCCUUUUGGAGUUAUCAAGUCGUCGUCAAUCACUAAGCAGGAUACCGAGGCAGAUUACUUCUCAGCGUGUGUCCCCCUUCCUUUCUUCAAGGAAGGAAUUCUCAACCACUUUACAGAAGAAUGCAUCCCCAAACGGUGAUCAGAAUGAUAAAUCAGAGAGGACGGGUUCACUUUUAGCAAAAGGCUUAGGUGCAGCUCUUGUUGUUGGGACAUGUUAUUAUGUAGGCUGGUUAGACCCAUUUAUUGAAUUAAUUGGUAAAAAGAAGCAAGUUUAUGUUAACUCGGGUGGGGAUGGCAUUGAUCAUGAAGAUGUGUCAGCCAUGAGUGAAGAGGCUAAUAAAUUAAGCCAUUUUAUAGAGGAGGCUGCGCAAAAGGUUCAAACUCAGACAGAUCUUCCUAAUGUUGAAACCAAGAAGGACAAGGUUGAAACUCGUAUAGAUCUUCCCCAUGUUGAAACUGAGCAGAAGGUUGAAACUCCUUCAGAUCUUCCUUAUGUUGAAACCAAGCAGAAGGCUGAAACUCUAAGUAAAACAGAACCUGAUAAUCAGUACCAGGUAGACCAUGGGACAAUCUCUGUUGAGGAGGGGCAUGAACCAAAAUUUUCUCAAUGUAUAGGUUCUGAAGGCAGUCUUAGCGUGGAAAGCCCAGAGUUGAAAACUACUGAAGAAUCGAAUGAGGGAACUCAAGUUACAGAAGUACAACCUCAGGAUGCAACUGUUCCUGUAGAGAGGGAAAUAAAAGCAGUUCAAACUCAGAAUGUUACUUCAGAAGACAGAUCUGAGCAGGGUGCCUUUGGUGAAGAUGUAGGAACAUCAAGUCUACUUGAUUCAUACCAUCUUGAUGACAAAGCUGAAAAGAACACUGCAACAGAGGGCCUUGGAGAACAGGCUAUUGUUAGUGCCAUAGAAGAACUGAAUGAGGGUUACCUAACUAAAGAUGGAAAGUUAGUUAUGGAUUUUCUCGAAGCAAUUCAUGCAGCUGAAAAGAGGCAAGCUGAUUUGGAUGCCCUUGCUUUUGCUGAAGAAAAAAGAGCUCUGAAGGAGAAGUAUGAAAAAGAACUGAGGGAUUUAAGGGCUAGGGAACUUAUGCACACAGAAAAGGCAGCAAUAUUGGAUAAGGAAAUAAAAAGAGAGAGAGCCAAAGCUGCAGCUGCAAUCAAGACACUUCAAGAAAGGAUGGAGGAAAAAAUUAGGGUGGAGCUUGAACAGAAGGAAAAUGAAACGGAAAUGAAGCUGCAAAAGUUGAAGGAGCUUGCAAAAGCAGAGUUGUUGGCUGCAAGUGCACGGGAGAAGGCAGCACAGAUUGAAAAGAUGACUGAAGCAAAUCUCAAUAUAAAUGCCUUGUGCAUGGCAUUCUAUGCGCGAUCUGAAGAGGCUCGUCAAAUUCACUCUGUUCACAAGCUUGCUCUUGGAGCGCUUGCAUUAGAAGAUGCACUUUACAGAGGACUACCGAUUCAGCAAGAGCUAGAUGCUUUAAACACCUAUAUUGAGGGCAUUGAUAAGGACUCACUUUUACUUCUGGUUCUAUCAAACCUUCCUGAAGAAACAAAGCACCAUGGUCCUGAUACACUAUUGGAAUUGAAUCAGAAGUUCAAUGUCAUGAAAGGGAAUCUAAGACAUUAUAUUUUGAUCCCACCUGGUGGUGGCGGCAUCUUGGCUCACGCUUUGGCACAUGUUGCAUCCUGGUUGAGGUUCAAAGAAGUCGAACCCUCUGGUGACGGUAUUGAAUCUAUUAUUAGUAGAGUUGAGGGUUUCCUUGCUGAGGGAAAGCUUGCUGAAGCAGCAGAUGCUCUCCAAAAAGGUGUCCAAGGCAGCCAGGCAGAAGAGAUAGCUGGUGAUUGGGUGAGGCGAGCAAGGAACAGAGCUAUCACAGAGCAAGCUCUAACUGUACUCCAGUCGUAUGCUACCUGCAUCGGCCUUACUCAAUGAUGUUUUUGUCUUUUCCAAUCUUUACGCACAAAAGAGAAGAGAGAAUGAUUGUCCUAUUCAGCAGCUUAUAUUUAGAAGAGCCUUCAAGGGUUGUGAGCGAAACCCAAAAAUGUGUAGAUCCAUACCCCCACAUGAAUAAAAUUUUGUUUCUUUCCCGCUUGAACACUGUUGGUUUUCUAACAUGGUGUGUUUACUACUUACCAUGUAGUAGUAAUAAACAAUUUGUAAGGGAUAAGAACCCGACUACAGCCCCUGUCUGGGAUGGAUAAAAUUUAUUUAUUU
Messenger RNA from Populus euphratica (Euphrates poplar), 2470 nucleotides. Its product is annotated as MICOS complex subunit MIC60-like. Gene Ontology annotation, cellular component: MICOS complex. The record is from RefSeq and is a predicted model, not a curated record. Gene Ontology annotation, biological process: cristae formation. The transcript is spliced from 12 exons. Lineage: Eukaryota; Viridiplantae; Streptophyta; Magnoliopsida; Malpighiales; Salicaceae. Bases 248 to 2188 code for a protein of 646 amino acids.